This is a messenger RNA of Adineta steineri, 1572 nucleotides long. The record is from the annotation of a GenBank genome assembly. Lineage: Eukaryota; Metazoa; Rotifera; Eurotatoria; Adinetida; Adinetidae.
AUGGUUUUACUUGCUGCAUCAAUAUGUACGAAAGCUGGCAAACCACUUGUCUCACGACAAUUUGUGGAAAUGACACGAUCACGUAUAGAAGGUUUACUUGCUGCAUUUCCGAAAUUAAUCGGUGCUGGUAAACAACAUACAUUUGUCGAAACAGAGUCAGUUCGUUAUGUUUAUCAACCAUUUGAUAAACUUUAUAUGGUUUUAUUAACAACAAAAACAAGCAAUAUCCUUGAAGAUCUUGAAACAUUAAGAUUAUUUUCUCGUGUGAUUCCUGAAUAUUGUAAAUCAGUUGAUGAAAAAGAAGUAUUUCAACAUGCUUUUGAAUUAUUAUCUGCAUUUGAUGAAGUUGUUGCAUUGGGUUAUAAAGAAAAUGUUAAUUUAGCACAAAUUCGAACUUUUACAGAAAUGGAUUCACAUGAUGAACGUGUUCAUGAUGCAAUGAGACAGACUCAAGAACGUGAAGCGAAAGAUCGAAUGAAACAAAAAGCAAAAGAAUUCGAAAUGCAACGACGUGCACAACAACGUAUGGGUGGACCAAAAACAUACGGUAGUUCAAGUGGUAUAUCAUCAAAUAUGUAUAGUAGUUCAUCAAAUGAUACUAAACCUGACAUAACACCAACACCAGUUACAUAUUCAAGCAAUAAUUCGCCAUCUAUUACUCGUCCAAUUACAUCUGGUAAAGGAGGAAUGGUUUUAAGUAAAAAAGGAAAAAAUGUUGAUGCAUUUGUUGAUCAACUUAAAUCGGAAGGAGAAGUUGUGGCAAAUACUGUACCAGUAACAACAGGUGCUGGAGGUUCAACUGGAAAGACAAAAACACCGAGUGUAUCAUUACCAGAAACACAAAAAGAAGAUGUUCAUUUAAAACAAGAAGAAAAAUUAAUUGUUCGUUGUGGUCGUACUGGUGGUGUAGAAGCUUUAGAAGUACAUGGUAUGAUAAUGUUACGUGUUAAAUCUAUAGAAAAUGGUCGUAUUGCUGUUACCGUUAACAAUAAAGAAUCAAGGAAUAUUCAAUUACAAACACAUCCAAAUAUUGACAAGAAAUUAUUUACAAGUGAAUCAUUAAUUGGUUUAAAAAAUUCGGAACAACCAUUUCCAGCUAAUCAAGAAGUUGGUGUACUUAAAUGGCGUUAUACAUCAACUGAUGUGAAUGAAAUUCCAUUGACAAUUAAUUGUUGGCCAAAUGAAACACCAAAUGGUGGUUGUGAGGUUAAUAUUGAAUAUGAAUUACAAAAUACAGAUAUGAUUCUAAAAGAUGUUCAAAUAAGUAUACCAUUACCGGGUGGUGGACAAACGCCAGUUAUUGGUAAAAUUGAUGGUGAUUAUCAAUUUGAUAGUCGAAAGACAACAUUAAUUUGGUCAUUACCUGUUAUUGAUCAAUCAAAUUCUGAUGGUUCAAUUGAAUUUUCAGUACGUGGAAAAGCCGGAGAUUUCUUUCCAAUUCAAGUUGAUUUUAAUUCUGAAACACCAUUUUGUGAUAUUAAAAUCACGGGUGUUCGUUCUGUUGUUAAUCGUGCACCAGUAUCAUAUUCCAAUGAGACAAAUCUCAUUGUGGAUAAAUAUGAAUAUGUUUGA